GAGAGAGAGACACACACAGAGAGAGAGAGAGAGAGAGAGAGAGAGACACACAGAGAGAGAGAGAGAGAGAGAGAGCAGACAGGAAUUCGGGUCUUGCAGCCAGCCAGUCGCAGCGGGUCUGGGUCUGGGUCUGGGUCUGGGUCUGGGUCUGGGUCUGGGUCUGGAUCGGGUCUUUCGGGGAGAUGCUGUCCUCACCGAGGAGAUGGAUCAGAGAGUGUCUGAGCUCUGUAACCUCGUGUGUGAGGAGAGGGCUGUGCAGCAGGCGUCACUCUCUGAGGAUAUUGCUCAUCCUGCUCGUCGUCUGUAUUGCCUUUGUCGCCCGCCAGGCCAGGAAUGACAAGCAGACAGGACUACCACACCUGGGAUUCACUGUCGACAAACAGCACCUGUUUCCUACUGUGCAGAACGUCUGGGAAGGCCUCCGUUAUGAGUCUUCACUUGCAGUAGCGACAGACGUGAGGUCACUACAGGCCGAAAGAACUGCAGAUCUUCAUCGCCAGACUGAGGGAUAUCGAAAGCAAUCGGAUUAUAUUCUGUCAAGACAUGUGGCUCACCUGGCUGCAGGCUCUCAGAUGGAGGCAAGAAAAGUUUCAUCUGGGAAGCUGAUUCUACCAAAACAUGGAACAAGCCUUGGACUUCCAGGUUCUUUGGCCCUCCACAGUUCUUGGAAAGGUUUAACUGCAGACACUGACACUCCAUCAAGUCUUUUAAAGACUUACAUUAACAGUGUCCAUCCUAAAGCAACCUGCCACCCAAAGUCUCAUAUUGUUUUCCUCAAAACACACAAAACAGCAAGCAGCACCGUCUUAAACAUCCUGUAUCGCUAUGGUGAAAGCAGGAACUUGACCUUUGCCCUCCCUUUGAACAAACACAGCCAGUUGUUUUAUCCGUUCGUCUUUGAUUCACGUUUUGUGGAAGGUGUUAGCAGCCGAACUGUGAGGGAGUUCCACAUCAUGUGCAACCACAUGAGGUUUAGAAAAUCUGAGGUGGCAAAAGUGAUGCCCAAGGACACCUUCUACUUUUCCAUCCUGAGGCAUCCUGUGACCAUGAUGGAGUCCAUCUUUAUCUAUUACAAGAGCAUCCCAGCCUUCCACAAGACUCGCAGCCUGGACGACUUCCUCGACAAUGGCUGGAGAAACUACAGCUCAUCAGUGACCAACAACCACUACGCUCACAAUAUCCUGGCUUUCGACUUUGGCUUCGACAACAACGUUGCAGCUGGUGCUGAGGACCUGGAGGAGAGAGCCAGCGUGGCUAUCGCAGCCAUCGAACGGGACUUCCACCUUAUUCUUAUCUCUGAGUACUUUGAUGAGUCCAUGAUCUUGCUCAAGCACGACCUUUGCUGGUCCCUGGAAGAUGUGGUUUCCUUUAAGCUCAACAGUCGCAGUGAACGAAGCCGUCAACCACUUUUACCAAACACUGCAGAGAAAAUCAAGAGGUGGAAUGCUUUGGACUGGAUGAUCUACCUGCACUUUAACACCACCUUCUGGCACAAAGUGGAUCGUCUCAUUGGGCGAGAGCAGAUGAAGAGGGAAGUAUCUCAGUUGAGAGAGCUACAAGCCAAUCUAGCAAACAUCUGCCUGCAAGAUGACGGAGCAGUUGACCCGUCCAAGAUAAAAGACGCCAGGUUGAAGCCGUUCCAGUAUGGAGCAGCUGUAAUUCAAGGCUAUAAUCUAAACCCACACAUAGACAAUCAUACCAAAAUAAAAUGUCAAAGAUUUAUAACUCCAGAACUGCAGUACACAGACAGUCUAUACACCCAGCAGUUCCCAAUGCUAGCUGCUAAGCAUCGACAAGACACUAAGAUGGUUGCUUCACAGCGUCGACGCUCAGACAGAAUGGGAAUGGCCUGGGCCAGGGAAGCCCAUCAGAAACGGAUCAUAAGACGGCAAUUCUCAAAUCUCAUGCACCAAAAGGCCCCAACAGGUGCCCUGUUAUCACACACAGAAGCUAACAGUAGAACAAGUAGGCCAUGAUUGGUAACUGUGACUAAGGUUGGGUAUCGUCUGGAUUUUAAUGAUUCUGGUUGUGGUUCUGCUUAUUGAUUACGGUUCUUCACGGUUCUUGAAACACCGAUACUGAAACACUGUAAACCUGCUGAAUGACACACAGGGUCCAACAUACUGUAUGAGCCAGUAAAUACAAUCAGCCAGCUGCCCGAUUGGGUCACUGCUCCAGAAAGUAAAAUUAAUUAAAAAAAUAAAAUAAAAAAUUAAAAUAAUAAUUUCA
This is a messenger RNA of Sebastes umbrosus (honeycomb rockfish), 2229 nucleotides long. It is a transcript of the gene gal3st2, whose product is annotated as galactose-3-O-sulfotransferase 2. Gene Ontology annotation, molecular function: galactosylceramide sulfotransferase activity. Gene Ontology annotation, biological process: glycolipid biosynthetic process. The record is from RefSeq and is a predicted model, not a curated record. Gene Ontology annotation, cellular component: membrane. NCBI's taxonomy places the organism in Eukaryota, Metazoa, Chordata, Actinopteri, Perciformes, Sebastidae. The coding region runs from base 183 to 1976 and encodes 597 amino acids. The transcript is spliced from 4 exons.